Molecule: messenger RNA, 6300 nt
Organism: Toxotes jaculatrix (banded archerfish)
Lineage: Eukaryota; Metazoa; Chordata; Actinopteri; Toxotidae
Product: alpha-1,3-mannosyl-glycoprotein 4-beta-N-acetylglucosaminyltransferase C-like
Exons: 4
Coding region: 2025-3425 (466 amino acids)
Biological process (GO): protein N-linked glycosylation
Molecular function (GO): acetylglucosaminyltransferase activity
Source: RefSeq, a predicted model, not a curated record
ACAUGCGGGACGUGAGUUUUAUUAUUUAAUAGCUCCUCCACCAUAUAUCUGAGUCACACCGGCUACUUUUCUAUGUGCACUGACUGUAUUAGCAUAUGUACGAUGCCUUUAGACAACUUUUAUAUAACAUUUCUCACCCAUUUGAGGCAGGCGUGCUAUCGGUGGCGCUUUAUUUUGUAAUUUCUACAUCUCAUCUCAGCCAGGCUGCUUCUCCGUAGCUUUAAAUGUAGUUAAUUAAUGGUUACAGUUAGCGGUGGUUAACCGCGCUGAUGUUAGUGUGAUACUCCGCACGUCUUUCCUGAUAUGUAUUCAAACAGGGACCGUGGUUGGCAGCAGUAGCUAUCUAACCCUGAGUUUAUAACAGUUUAUAACAGUUAUCUUCCACAGCAACAGCUGUAGUAACUUUUCUUUUUACUCAGAGAGUCGGUGGUUGACCUUAACUCUAGACUGGCCCUCUGUAGACGCCACUGUGGGGGUAGCCUCAGUUUUCAUGCGGCAGCUUAGUUAUGGAGACAUUUCUUCUUCUUCUUAAGUCAAAAUGUCUCGCCUUUGCCAAGCCCUUCAACACACACACACACACACACACACACACACACACACACACACACACACACACACACACACACCUGUCCUGUCAGUUAUGUUUUGGGAAUGUGAGUAAACUGGUUUCUCGGCGUUGGGCGCGACACAUACUUUUGGUAAAAGAAUUUGAAUUGGAGGAGAAUAAACAAAUUAUAGCCGAGGAGGCCUGAUCUGAAAUUAGAGUCAGUAACGGAGGCUCAGUGUACUUGUUGACAAAACAACGGCAGUGUGCUCUGAAAAUGCCGUGAAGCCUGUCCCGCCCUUACACCAGGGGGGGGGACGGGACAUUAAACUAUCCGGGCCUCAUCUUAGUACGACUCCUGGGCUAUAAUGAAAGCCUUCCCUGACAGUGUAAGCGGAGUGGAGAGGUGUGUCUCCUGUCUAAGCUAAAUAUAAAUCUAGAGGUGACUCUGUUCAUUUCCCUUAUACAGUGCUCACACGGUACUUCCCUGUUUCCUACCUGUUGUCUGUAUUCUGGCAACAGAGCCUGAAAACACAAAGAAAGGAAAGCAAAGUGUACAUUAGCAAUGUAAAUUGUUAGACAUAUUAGCUGACCACUGUGUGCACUGUGUCAUAGCAGCUGUCAGUAUGCUUUUAUAUUGAACUUUACUUGAUCACAGUUUUUUUUUUCUGUUACCCAAAUCUGUGAUUACGUAGAUAAUAUAAUUAUGUGCAAUUAAGUUCAGCCAUAAGCCCGUAAACCUAAAAAAUGUACUUGUUAGUAAUUAUAUGCUAAUAAAGAAUGAAGCAUUAUAAAUUAUGAUUAAGAAUAAACAAUAUAGAAACUAAGUUUGUAUAAAUGAGGUUCUGAAACUAAACACAGGUGCAGGCAAGUUGAAACAGUCUUUUUUUUGUGUGUGAUUAAAAAAACAGGAGCAGCUUUGUGAACAAGCUGAUGUCAGGACCAGGUGUUAACACUGGAUUAGGAGAAAAGGCUUUUGAAGCAACAAGUUCAUGAAAUGAUAAAGAUGUGAUUACUUCCCUACAAAUCGCAGCCAGAUAAGUUUUUCUGCAGAGUCUGAUUAACGUUCUGACUAUUGAUUUGAUCAAGUGAAGCGAACACCCAGCAGAUCCAUAAUAGCAUGCAAUGUUGUGGGAUUUGGUGGCUCAGAGUGUCACAGGGAUAUGUUCAACAGAUUAACAGUGAAAUGUCCUUGACUAAACUUUACUUUGAUCAGUAUUUGACACACACACACACACACACAGUAAGUAUGAAUUUAUAAAUGUAUACAGUGGAGUGAGCAGCUCGUUUAUGCCAAAUCAGGCCUCUCAAUACACAGUCCGUCCAACCUGUCCCUGUGUCUGAGCCCUCUGAAACAUUCAUUAACUAUUGGCUGAAUUAUUUACUGUUGUUGUGACUAAGUUACACACCAGUAUAAUGGAUGAGGUAUCCACUGUGUGUGCAUGUGUGUGUCCUUGUGUGCAUGGGUAUAUGAUAGGAAAUGCGACGUCAUUCAAGGAAGAAGAAUCUUGUUUUGGCGGUGCUCCUUCUGGUCGGGGGAUUGUACUUCAUUGGCAAUUCAGGUUUCUUCAUUACUGGCGUGACAAAGCCACAUGAACAGAUUCCAAAUGAGUUAUCUUGGCAAGCAGCGAGGUUGGUUAGUAAGGAGUCCUGGGUCGAACAGUCAGAUUACCUGCCACUCAAUGUGUCCUAUCAGCUGCUUGCCGGAGCACCAUUUACUCAACAAAGGUAUUUAUCUAUUGGAUUAUCAUCGGUAAAGAGGAAGAAAGGCAGCUAUCUGAUUCCCACCUUGCAGGCCCUCUUCUCCCAGUCGUCUCCUGAAGAGCGCUCCUCCAUGGUGGUAGUCGUGCUGCUCGCAGAUUUCGAUGUCAGCUGGAGAGUCUCUACAGUCAGGGAGAUCAAAACUGUAUUCACCUCAGAGCUGGAACAAGGCCAGCUGGUGGUCCUCCAUGUUCCUCAGGACUGGUACCCUCCUAUUACAGGUCUAAAGAGAAACUACAAUGAUGCUCCAGCAAGGGUAUCAUUCCGCUCCAAGCAGAACGUGGAUUACUCCUUCCUGAUCCAUUACAGUGCCAGUCUCGGCCAGUACUACCUCCAGCUUGAGGAUGAUGUCUUCUCUGCCAAAAACUUCCUCACCACCAUCAAGAGGCACGUUGAGAAGCAAGAGGCAAAAAAGACCACCUGGGCAAUGCUGGAAUUUUCCAGCCUCGGCUACAUCGGGAAGCUGUACAAAUCAGCCCACCUUCCUCUCCUGGCCCGCUUCCUCUUCCUCUUCUACCAGGAAAUGCCUUGCGACUGGUUGAUGUCUCACUUUCGAGAGCUGCUGACUCAGAAAGAGCCGAUCAUCUUUAAACCCUCGCUGUUCCAGCAUAUGGGCACUUUCUCCUCGUUCCAGGGGACAUACAACAAGCUAAAGGACAAGGACUUUGAGGAGGAUUUCUACACCAACCCUACAGCUGAGGUUUAUUCUGAUAUGUCCACCUACCAGAAACACUUCCCCAAACUGGCUUGGGACGCUGGGGAAGGAUUCUUCUGGGGACGCUCCCCAGAAAAAGGAAAUUACCUGACCGUGGUGUUCACAGAGUCCACAGUGGUGACAAGCAUAUUUGUAGAAUCAGGGUCAGGGGGUAAGGACCUGCUGGAGUCAGCUCAGGUGGACAUAGGCCACAACGUGGUCACCACCGAGAAAGGGGAGAAGAGCUGCCAAGAGUUCCAGUCAGUGGGGGUGUUAGAAAAUGGGAAGUUUGAGUUGCAGGAGAUGGACAGAAAGUAUGGAUCUGCCUCUUCCUGUCUGAGGAUACAAGUCACAGCUGGGCAGAAGGACUGGGUGAUUAUUAGGAAAAUCAGGAUCACAACAAAGCAACCUCCGCACCAAGCUUAGGUGUCAAUUCUUCGUCCUUCCAGAUGAAUAAUUUCAUCUGCAGGACCUUGUAUGCAGAAUGAAGUUUAGUGCCUUGUUAAACUGUUUCAUUGAUGAAACAAUUCAGUGCUUAAUGAAAGUGUGUAAAGCUACUGUCAGUAUGAAGAAAAUAUUUGACCAAGCUCUGUGAUGUUUCUUCCGUAUAAUGAAGAGAUUUGUAUAUCCAGUAAAUCCAUCGUGACUCUGACGCUGAGCCGUGCACUGGAGGUGGCUCUCUGUAUUGUCCAUUGUUUUCUAAAUGUUGAGGUGUGGAGGAGGAAACAACUCGCACUCACACUGAAAUUCACAUGGUUUUCUAAUGAAUCGUGAGGACAGGAGGGUUCUGUGUGGCAGAGGCAGUGUGUGGUGUAUAUGAGAGCAGAAUGUUGGAGCGUUCCUAAUCAAACCACUGACAAAUACACACGUACUAAUGCUCAAUUCUUGGUUCCACUGAGGAGAGAACAAUAGCUUAUUCUUUUGCAGUGUUUAAUGACGCUGAAACUCUCACUCUUAGUCUGGUCAGCUCAAUGGGUAUACCCUCAACGGAACAAUAAGACAUUAUAGAUGGAAACUGAUAAAGUAGUCACCAAAACAGAAGUAGAAACCCCAGAGAAAGAGGAGGGAGGAUACAGGUGCUUCCCUAAGUAAUCAUGAUAAGUCAUACAGCCAUUAAAAAUAUAUUUUAAAAGAAGCUUUCAGGAGUUGGAAACAAUUUGAGUUCAAUCAGCCAUCAAGUCAGAACUGCUACAGUUAAAAUGCAUUUAUUUUUGUAGGUAUUGUUUUCAUCCACUAGAGAAAGAAGUUCACUGGUCUUGCUGUGCGUCUCUGUGUCUCUGCUUGGAGGACGAUGGUGCUCCUUGGCUGGCUGCUCUCUCUGAGACAUUGCUCACUGGCGUCCUCUUGCCAGUUUCAGGCCUGCUGUUGGUUUCCUGUCCAGCAGCAGGCCUCACAGCUGGCUCCUCUUCAGCUGCAGAGCACUGGCUCAGCGGCCUGUCUUUCCCAGCAGCCUGAGUAGCUUGUUUGUCUUCAGUGGACUGGGCGACAGAUACAGCCACAGCGGCCCGCGAGUCCUGGUUUUGGCUCGCAGUUCUCUCACCUCCUGUAACAGGGAGGUUCUGAGAUGCUGGUUGGGCCUCGGAUGUGGAACAUGGAGCAGGACAGUCCUGCUGUAUGUCCCCCUCAGUCUGAAAGUAGUGAGAAAAGAAUUGUGGUUAACAUUAGCCACUGUAAGCUACUGGUCAUACCACAGGGUUAGAAAUGCUUAGAAAUGCAACUUUUCAAAGAAGUAAAAGGAAGAUAUUUCCUCAAAGUUAGUUUCACUGUAAAGAGAUAAAACAGAAAAGGGCUUGUCAGUGGUCAGUUGUGUCAGACACUGACUGCUUUAGAUAAAAACCUAAUGUCUGCUCGAGCAUGUGUGGUUUAUGCUGCGGACAGUCUGACUACUCAGACUGGCUUUGCAACUCUUCAGUUUGUGUAUGGGAUGCAUCAGAGCUCUCUCAGAGGAAAUACUCAAAGCCCGUCUGUGUUUUUCCUCUGGUGCCUGGGAAUGAUUACGAUAAGACAAAUCAAAGAAGUUCCAGGAAAAGUGUGGUUAUUAUAGUGUUUAUACUGUUUCAGAAACAGUUCAGGGGCUUUAGUUUCCCCGGUCCUGGUCAAUGUACUCUUAAAUUGUAAAAAUAUCCUGACAGACAUCAUCACUUUUGUAGCAUUAGUAGAAUCUAUAACCAGCAUAAUACAGUAAGCUGAACAGGAAGCAGGAGCAGAUAUGUGCCACAGACAGUUUGCAUACUAUUCCAUGCAGAGUGAUGAGAGAGAGCUUUUCUUGUGAGUAAUCUGAGGCAACACAAGUCCAGUGCACAGUAACUCUGAGUUACAUAGAAAUACCAAAAAAUCUGUGAUCUUAUUUGUGUUUUGCUUCUCCUUCACUCCUCAAAAAACAAACAAGCAAAUAAGACAAUAAGGCUAAUUAAAUGAAAGUACCAAGAACUGUAGAGUGUUCAGUUGGCAGUACAGUCAGUAUCAGAAUUAGGUCUAAAAUGUGAAACAUCCAAAAACCUAUUUUGUUUUUAAACUUUCACAUACAAAUCUUAAACUUGUGGAAAAUAGUUGCUCUAAACCCUCCAACCUCAGAUUAAAUGUUUGAGUGGUCCCUCUCAUCUGCAGAGCCAAGCUCCACAUUAUGGUGGACUGGUUUCAGCUCAGCUGACCCCACCUCUGAGAGGCCCACCACCUGCAGGCACCACAUACUCCUUUUUUUUUUUUUUUUAUUCCCAGAAUCUGGCCUGUAAACCUUUUUGUUCAGGAAUGCAUUGUCUUGUUCAUUGUGUCAUGAACUCGAUCCCUCCCCUGCCCACAGCCACUGUGUGUUUACUCUGAUUUUUUUUUUUUUUUUAUAAUAUUUGCUUCAUUUCUCUUGUUAUGAUUAUAAAAAUAAAUAAAUUGAAUGAAAUGUUCAGUACAAAUAAAAUGUAUUACUCUUAAUAUUAGUUGCUGAUGGAUGUAAUCACAGCAACAGUACUGAUCUGCUCACAGUACCAGAUCAGUAGCAUUGUUGGGAAACACUGUAUUUGUCCUGGAGCAUGUAAUUUUACUCCGUGUUGCGUGAAGAUGGUUUGAGUCUUUACUCAAACCUGUGUGAGGCCUUUUACCAGGAAACUGCUUGAACUUUAUACAGUGUGGUUAACUGUGACGACCAUCACGCCCACGAAUCAUCCACUGUGUGAAAACAGUACCUCCUCUUUAAACAGAUCUCAUGAAGAGAUAAGAUGAGACCAAAAAAGGCAGGAGUUCAUAGAGAAGCUUCCUGAAUAUCCUGUAGAAAGCGUGUUUCAGACUUCAGGCCUAACCUGUUUGACAG